GGGUAACCUGUUCUUAGGGUAAAGUACAGUGGGUUGAAGCAACUGAGCGUCUGACUGGGUAACUGGGGUUCUCAAUGACUGGGGGUGAAGUUAUGAUCGUUCUCAAGUAAGUAUUGAGGUUAACUAGAGUUUGAUUGCUGCUAAGCAAUCCUAGAAUCGAAUCUAUCUACAUGGUAAUGAGCGUGCCUUAUAUAGACUAUGUCCCUCGACGUGAUAUGCUUGAUAUGUUCCAUAGCCGACAUAUCACUUGUUCUGCUAUGAUUGAUAUGCGACAUAUCAAUCAUAUCCCUCUCUUGGCAAUCACGUGAUGUCACGUGUCUUUUCCCCUUAUGUAAUCCUUUCCCGCCGGUCGGUGAUUCUUUUUGGCGAAUGUCGUCAGGAGGGGUGUGACCCCACCUGGCCUCCUUGGUGCUGGCCCAACUUGUUUGGUCGUAACAUCAGGUCUCCUCUCCUUUGGCCAAGUCCCUUUGGCCUUUAAAUAGUCCGUAUUCCCCUGAUCCUUGUCUUCUGGUUCUAUUCCUUUUUUGCUAACUGCUUUGCGCCAUGUUUAGUCGAGUUAACAAAUCUCGCGGUCGCUCUUCCACCGCUCGUCGCAACGACUUGCUUUCUGUGCUUUUUUCUUCGGCGGUUGAGAUGCCUUCUUGUUCUGCUUGCGAGUCGCAAGGGAUUGCAAAAUGCGCUGUGUCGCCUCGUGAUUCCUCUCGUUGUGUCGAGUGCGUCCGCCUCGGUCGCUCGCGAUGUGAUGUAAUGGGUGUUUCGCGGGAGCAGUUACACAGGAUCGCGGUUCAACAUUCGAAACUCGAGUCUGAGUUGGAGGCGGCGGAGGAGAAAGUCCUUCGCCUGCGCAGACAAAAGAAAAUGUGGUUUGAAAAGAUGAUGAGGGCGGUCCGUCGUGGUAUUGACAAUCUGGAGGAAUUGGAUCGGGUGGAGCGUGAAGAGGCAGAGCAGGAGGAGCGGCGGCGAUCAGCCGAGGUUCUUCCUGAAAUAUCCCUGGAAUCGCUUCUUCCGGAUUCCAAUUUUGUCUGGGAUUCGACUUUCCCGAUGGGUCCUUUAAAUCCUUCGUUGUUGGAUGAGAUGAAUGUUUUUGCGCAACAUUCCGUUGGUUCGUCUGGUGGUAUGGUUUCGAGUCCUGGUCGGCCUUUAAUUUCUGGGAAUGGUAGGUGGUGCUUUUUGUGAGGAUCAGGCCCCCAGACCUACCCUCAGAAUCACGACUCGGCUCUACCAGCCACGCUGAGCCAGGGAUCGGACAAGGGUCCACUUACUCCGGAUUUAAGCGCGUCUCUUGAGCGCGUCGUUGAUUGUAAUUUCUCUCUUCUCUUCAGUUUAGAAUUUUCGUCGAUAGCGCCUAAUACACUGAGGUUCUCCAAUGUAUGCCUGGCCGUGACAUAAUUCUAAACUCACUAUAAUUUGCUGGUGAAGCAAUUAAAAUAUAUCGUUCAAUCCCUUUAUUCAAUCGUUCACCACGUCGGCUGUGCACGACGGUAAACUAGGCCACAGAAGACACCAUUCGCGAAAUCAAUGUCGCCGCGUAAGAAUUACGGCCCACCGAUUCGCCAAUCCCAACGCGUGACAAACGCAAACUCAGCAAAGCCAGAUAAUUUGGCUUCCGGCACUGCUACUCCCAACACCGAAGACUCGGAUCAAAACGGAGAGAUUACAGUUGCCCCAGUGAGCCCAGAGCCAGUAGAGCCCGCUCCUACCAGCGCCAACACAGAGCCUGAAGAGCCCGUUGAGCCCCAAUCCGACACAGAGCAAGAUCAGCCAGUCGACAGCAUCGAAGUUGACGGAUCGUACGAGUACGAGUCAGUUUCUGAGCACCCAGGAGAGGCGCGAAACCCUCCCCACCAACCUUCUGCCAAAACGUUAGACGGCAGGAACGAAAUUCCGAAAUUUCCAAGCAGAGCGCCCUCGCCUGUCGUCCAAAUGAGAAGCGAAAUGGCAGACGAAAGCGAAAACACUGCCGGCCAGGCUACAAUCACUCAAUCACAGCUGCAAGAUCUUUUGGCCACCAUUGCCCAACUUAAAGACCAGCUCGCCACCCGG
Molecule: messenger RNA, 2043 nt
Organism: Pyricularia oryzae 70-15
Lineage: Eukaryota; Fungi; Ascomycota; Sordariomycetes; Magnaporthales; Pyriculariaceae
Exons: 2
Coding region: 544-1176 (210 amino acids)
Source: RefSeq, a predicted model, not a curated record